Molecule: messenger RNA, 985 nt
Organism: Fukomys damarensis (Damara mole-rat)
Lineage: Eukaryota; Metazoa; Chordata; Mammalia; Rodentia; Bathyergidae
Gene: Sdr39u1
Product: short chain dehydrogenase/reductase family 39U member 1
Exons: 6
Coding region: 83-967 (294 amino acids)
Source: RefSeq, a predicted model, not a curated record
GCAUGCGCAGAGGGUUGAGACGGGAGGGGACGGGAAAAGUGCGGCUUUAAAUCUUGCGCAGGCGCGUUGGGUCCCGAUCGCUAUGCGGGUGCUAGUGGGUGGCGGGACUGGCUUCAUUGGGACAGCCCUAACCCGGCUGCUGAAAGCCAGGGACCACGAGGUGACGCUGGUCUCCCGACGGCCGGGGCCCGCCCGGAUCACGUGGGAGGAGCUCGCCAGGUCGGGGCUGCCGAGCUGCGAUGCCGUGGUCAACCUGGCCGGAGAGAACAUCCUCAACCCUCUCCAAAGGUGGAAUGAAGCCUUCCAAAAAGAGGUUCUCAGCAGCCGCCUGGAGACCACCCAAAUGUUGGCAAAAGCCAUCACCAAAGCCCCACAAGCACCCCAGGCCUGGAUUGUAGUCACAGGCGUAGCUUACUACCAGCCCAGCCUGACUGCAGAAUAUGAUGAGGACAGCCCAGGAGGAGAUUUUGACUUUUUCUCCAAACUUGUGACCAGAUGGGAAGCUGUAGCCAGGCUUCCUGGAGAUUCUACACGCCAGGUGGUGGUGCGCUCUGGGGUUGUGCUGGGCCGUGGAGGUGGUGCCAUCGGCCAUAUGCUGCUGCCUUUCCGCCUGGGCCUGGGGGGCCCCAUCGGCUCAGGCCGCCAGUUCUUCCCCUGGAUUCACAUCAGGGACCUGACAGGAAUCCUGACCCAUGCCCUUGAAGCAAACCAUGUGCAGGGGGUCCUCAAUGGAGUGACUCCAGCCUCCACCACAACCAAUGCUGAGUUUGCUCAAGCCUUGGGUGCUGCCCUGGGCCGCCCAGCCUUCAUCCCUGUCCCUAGAAGUGUGGUACAAGCUGUCUUGGGGCAAGAACGAGCCAUCAUGCUGCUAGAGGGUCAGAAGGUGGUCCCCCGGCGGACACUGGCCUCUGGCUACCAGUAUUUCUUCCCAGAUCUGGAGGCUGCCUUGAAGGAAGUUGUAGCCUAAGUAGAGAAGCUCAUGACA